AUGUUAGAAGGAGAGUAUAAAGUAACAAUUUCAGAUGGAAAUAAAAAUAAAUUAUAUGAGACAAUUUUACCAAAUGAAGAAGCUGAAGAUUCUUAUAGUGAGAAUGAUAGUGAUAUCGAUUAUGAUGAAGAAAGUAAACAAAAGGAUAAAAAUGAUUUUUCUAUAGAAACUCAUGAUAAAGAUAACAAUAUAAGAAAGAAUUGGCCAUUUCAAGAUGAAGACAACGAAAACUCGGAUUCUCUAUUAAACAGAUAUUUAAGUUCCGAAGAAUUCAAUGAAUUCAAAGAGGAGGAGAAUGAACAAAUUUUAUUAGAUGAACAAACUGCAACAAUAAGUGGAGUAACUGCUCAAAAUUCAAAUAUAAGACAAAAUGCAACAAUAAAUGCAGUUUCAUUUCCAAACACAAAUCAAAGACAAAAUGCAACAAUAAAUGCAGUUUCAUUUCCAAACACAAAUCAAAGACAAAAUGCAACAAUAAAUGCAGUUUCAUUUCCAAACACAAAUCAAAGACAAAAUGCAACAAUAAAUGCAGUUUCAUUUCCAAACACAAAUCAAAGACAAAAUGCAACAAUAAAUGCAGUUUCAUUUCCAAACACAAAUCAAAGACAAAAUGCAACAAUAAAUGCAGUUUCAUUUCCAAACACAAAUCAAAGACAAAAUGCAACAAUAAAUGCAGUUUCAUUUCCAAACACAAAUCAAAGACAAAAUGCAACAAUAAAUGCAGUUUCAUUUCCAAACACAAAUCAAAGACAAAAUGCAACAAUAAAUGCAGUUUCAUUUCCAAACACAAAUCAAAGACAAAAUGCAACAAUAAAUGCAGUUUCAUUUCCAAACACAAAUCAAAGACAAAAUGCAACAAUA
This is a messenger RNA of Trichomonas vaginalis G3, 861 nucleotides long. RefSeq lists its product as uncharacterized. The transcript has a single exon. The annotation marks the transcript as partial. NCBI's taxonomy places the organism in Eukaryota, Parabasalia, Trichomonadida, Trichomonadidae. The record is from RefSeq and is a predicted model, not a curated record.